Molecule: messenger RNA, 666 nt
Organism: Scutellospora calospora
Lineage: Eukaryota; Fungi; Glomeromycota; Glomeromycetes; Diversisporales; Gigasporaceae
Source: the annotation of a GenBank genome assembly
UUUUCAGGUGGUAAAGAUUGCACAUUAACACUACAUCUAUUAUCCGCACAACCCGAAAAGUAUAAUAUCACCUCACUUAUAACAUUUACACCUCCUGCGUCUACUACACGAUUUCUCGCUCAUCCACAACAUUUGAUAAAACUUCAAUCUCAGGCUCUUACUCUUCCUCAUCAAUUUUUAGCUGUUACACCACCAUAUGUAGAAUCAUAUCGUUCUUUAAUAGAAUCAUGUAAUGUUGAUGUUUUAGCGACAGGUGAUAUUCUCGAUGUUUGUAACCGAUUUAUGGAUCGUGUUGUUGAAGGUACAGAUAUAGAAUUAGUACGUCCACUCUGGGAACGUGAAAGGGCAGAAUUAAUUGAAGAAUUAUUCAAAUUUGAAUUUGAAAUUUUAAUAAGCUGUGUAAAUUUGGAAAAAAUGAAGGAAGAGGCAGCAAGAAAAUUAGUUGGAAAUAUUCUUACACGUGAUCUAUAUGAAAAUGUUAUAUUAAAACAAGAUAUAGAUGGUUGUGGUGAAAUGGGAGAAUAUCAUAGUAUGGUAUUAAAUGGUCCAUUAUUUAAAAAAAGAAUUGUUAUUAAGAAAGGUAAACAAACAAUUUCAGAGGAUGGAAAGUUUUUAUAUUUUGAGGUUCAAGAAUGUGAGACAGUUGAUAAAACGUGUUCCGAAUAA